Molecule: messenger RNA, 5491 nt
Organism: Octopus bimaculoides (California two-spot octopus)
Lineage: Eukaryota; Metazoa; Mollusca; Cephalopoda; Octopoda; Octopodidae
Product: tRNA (guanosine(18)-2'-O)-methyltransferase TARBP1
Biological process (GO): tRNA methylation
Molecular function (GO): tRNA (guanine) methyltransferase activity; RNA binding
Source: RefSeq, a predicted model, not a curated record
AGCUUUAGGUGUUUUCUCUCAAUAAACGCUCACAACACCCGGUCUGGGAAUCGAAACUGCGAGUCCGCUACCCUAACCACUAGGCCAUUGCAAAUGGCAGUUACCUCCCUGUCAUUAGUCGUCUGCUUAAAGUAAAACUAGGCGAGGCUACUUAUCAACAUCAUCAAUGCAGCGGACUUGUGUCAAUAACAAAACAGCUUAAACCAAUUAUUGUUGUUGCUGGAAAGACGGAAGUCUGUUUAAUUCUAAUCUUCACGCUGAAGAGUUCCACCACAUGGUUAGCAACGUGUGCCACACUUAUUUAAGGUACACGUACCUUGUGAUACACGUGUUGCGUAUUUUAAUUUGUUUUUCUCCUAACCAAGCUUCUGUUGAUUGAAAAGAAUUUACUAUUGUUAUGAUUAUAAAGUAUGAAAACUAAUUACUAGUUUUCAUUUUAUAUUUAUUUUCGGAAAAUAUAGGUGUGUUUACAAUAUAUUUUGUGUUGUGAAUACUUCAUAAAAAUUAAAGCCAUGGAUAUUCUCAAUUCAGAAAUAAACCUUUUUCAAGUGACUCUAAAUAUAGUGAACGAUUCUGGUGAUGCCAUCGACCAUUCUCUUGUUACAGAUAUCAUUGUACAGCUCUUAACUCGGAUAUCGAAACGUGUAUCUUCGAGCACCUGUAUGGAGCAGUUAGUUCAAACCACACCUUCGCUUGAUCGGAUAAUUAAAACAUAUCAAGACAAAAACAUUGAAUGUGUUGUAUCAAGUGAUGCGAUUAAACCUAUUAUAGGUGAAAUCGUCACUGAAUUCUAUUCAAAACUUUUACAAUUUCAACAUCAUUUACCUCUCGGUUUUAGUAUACCUUACGAACAGCUAGCACCGCUUUGUGAUGUUUUUAUUUUAUGUCUAGACUUGUGCCCUCAUUCAAUCCAAAAUAACAUCAUUCAUAUGUUUAAGACGUCGAUUUUGCAUUAUAUCCACGAAAACCCGACUGCUUUUGGUAAAUAUCAAAUUACAUGUACGUUUGUUGAUGUUCGGAUUGUUAUCGAAACCUUAAAAAGAAUUUUAAGGAAAGCCUCCGCUGUCAAUUUUGAAUUUCCGAUCGUAGGAGAAAUUGUCCAAUGCCUGUACCCAGUAUUUAUUGAAGCUUUCAAAGUUUUUGAUGAAACCUUAGUUGGUCAGAUUAGUUGUACAUUAUUGAAAGAUAUGAUACGAUCUUGUGACGAUAACUAUUCACAAGCUGUAGCACUUUGGGCAGUUAUUGCUGACAUUUUAAAGGAGACUGAAACAUGUUCAGACGAAGUUUAUAACUGCAAACCACUGACCAUUCUAUGUUCUCUAGCUGACUUUUGGUUUCCUGUUAAACAGAAUAUUCAAAGUAAACAAUUUCUAGAUCUCCGUUGUGACCCGCUCUUCUGGAAUUUAUUGCAACAGGGGUUUAGUCAAAAUAAUUCGCUAGCGAGAAAACAGUCUAUAUAUCUAUUAAAACGAAUUGUUGAUUUAUGCAAUCAAACUCAGGAAAACUUGAAGUGUUCUCUUUCAGAAAGUCAUCAAGUGCCAUUAUUUUGGUGGGACAAACAACAUUCCCAUCAACUAACAAAACUUUGGGACGAUUUUAUUAUUCUGUUUGAAAUAUUCGAAGAAAAACAGGUACAUAUCAUAAAACCUCUUCUUCCCCGUUUCUCAAAUCUUGUGGAAGCCACUACAGACAAUGGAGGUUUUCUUCUGCAUUCUUCCUGGCUUCUGGUUCUAAUAUCCCGUUGUCUCCUUCAUGAAAACAUUUUCCUUAUCAAAUGGGCUGUCAACGUUGCUCUAGAUUUCAACCUAGUCACAUGUCCUUUUAUUUGGCAAGAUCAAGAAUCAUACUUCUCUGGAAAAUUUCUGGGUUCUUUGAAGGAAAUUAAGUUAUAUGGACGAUGUACAUUCAAUAAACUAAUGGAUCAAUCUUCAAUGAAUACAAUGGUCAUGAUUGAUGAUUACAAAUACAAAUAUUUCCAACCUAUUUUUAAAAAUAGGAGAAAACCACAUUUCAUAUGUUCUCAAUUGUCUUUCUGUUUUUUAGCUAACUUCUUCUGUAAAGUCUUGGAUACCAUGAAUUCACAAAGCUGGAGUCCUAUCCCACUUGUAUUUCUUUCUAGAGCACUAACAAAGCUACCUCAGUCUCCUUUAUUAGAUAAACCUGCCAUUGUAAACAUACGUGAGAUAGUUGUGACAUGCCAACGAACUGUUGAAACUUACAUACGAGGUGCCACUCAGUGUUUUCUGGCAGAAGCACUUAUCAAUCUGUUGGACUUUACAUUAGUGACACCUUCAGAGUGGGCCUACUGCGUCUCUGUUUUUUACCGAGAUGAAAGCCUACAACGCAACAAUUCUCUUUGGAAAUGCUAUGUCAGAUGGCUUCAAAAUAACAUCACAAGUGAUGCUUAUGGAACUUGGGCAACAAAACCAUUUAUUCAAGCUUUGCAUGAUGCAUUUCUGAAUUACUUGAAAGAUGAUACUGUUUCUGUUAUAGAUGGUAUUGAAGCUAUCAAAAUAGUGCGAACAUUCUUUUUAUGCUGUGAUGCAGACAUAUUAACUUCAAAAGCAACAAUGCCAUCACCUGAUCAAGAGACACAAGGGCGUCUGUCUGCAGACGAUUUUCUUUUGCCUUUAAUUGAUAUAUUAUUAUCUUUAAACACUCACUCGUAUCUUCCAGUUGGCAAAGCACAUCGAGCCUUGCAUUUAUUACUUGUAUUACUCGAGGAAUUUGGAAUGGAUGAAUUACAAAGAGAAGAGAAUGAUUCUGUCUCAAAAUUAAUUUUCCAUAUUGUUACAAAAUGUGCGAGUGAGACAGUGAAGUAUAUUUCCUGUCAGAUUACUUACGAAAUUGAAUGUUUGGAUCACACAGAACUCCUUCAUAUCUACUGCCAUCUCAUCUUGAAAUAUGUUGAAUGGAACCUAUGGGAUCACAUCAUUGAAGAUAUCAGUUUACUGAUUUCAACUUGUAUUGAACUCCUUAAAAGAUCAAGCAAGCCUCCAUCAGAUGUUUCUAUCUCAAGCCAGAUAUUGCAGGCCUUCGCAAUGAGUCUUUUAGGAACAAUAACCAAAAUUUUGUAUCAUAAUAAACUCUGUUAUUCUCAUUGUGAAAUUCAGUCAAUGUUGAAAGACUUCUCUAAAGAUUUUGACAGCAAUUACUUGAAUCUCAUCAAACCCAAUUCCCUGGAAUGUGAAAACAGUGUGAAAGAUGCUGACAAAAAUCAAUUAUUAAGAUACGCAUGGGGUAAACUCAGCAGCCUUUAUUCCAUCAACAGAUGGUGGUGUAUGCUGUACUUUAGCCAAAUUCAAGAAAAGUCAGUCUCUAAUUUGAAUGAGUCUGAAAAGUUACUCCAACAAACAAUGGAUGCUCUUUGCCUUGGUUCUGGUGACAGUGCUUUACCAAUGCUUAAGUGCCUCGAAAAUGAUAUUGCUCAGGUAGCCUCUGAGUCAACUUACUGUGAUAUUAUUGUCAAUGCAAUGAAUGUUGCAUGGAAUCGCAUUGAAGAAGAACACAAGUCCGCAGCUUAUUGGCAGUUGUUUGAAGCCUAUGUUACUAGUUGCUUCCAAACUGAGACCAUCAGAUCUGCGCCUGAUUCUUCUAUCAAUAAAUUUCUUCAGGAGAAUAGUGAACUAAUUCUUCAAAUAGGAGAGGAGAGAACUGGUAUGGCAAAUAUUUUCAUUAAACAUUUAUGCAAAGUCUUUCAAAGUGAUGGAAUGAUUCAGUAUGCUGAAAAUUUCACCAGAACUAUAAUUAAUGCUUGUACAUAUGGAACCGUGUAUCGGAAAAAUGAAAGAUUCCGACAAGAUGUCUCUGCUUUUAUUGGCAGCAUUCAAAAUGAAUGUGCCAUCAAUGAACUCCAAUCUAACUUUUCUAAGUGUGAUAUUGAAGUACGAAUGUUGACAAUUAACUGGUUAACACAGCUCAAUGUCUCUGAUUCCAAGCACUGCAGAUUAGUACAUUCCUUGAUUAUAGCUUUAAUAGAAAAGCACAGAGAAAUUAACCAAUGCAGAUCAUACCGUAACUUUGCCAAUUCCUUACCACAUCGCCUCAAACAAAGGAUAAUCCAAGCAUUAGUUUUGUUCAAAGAAUUUAUAUUAGAAUCAAAUCAAGAAUUUGUCUGGGAUUAUAUUUGGGAAACUCUAAUGGUCGAGUGCCAGCCAUCUGUUCGCAAUAUGCUUGACUGGUUGGCACUGUGCUUGAUUCUAAAAUUUCCUUCUUAUGUUUCUCAAAUAUGGAAACAGUAUCAGACGUUAGCAGAAACCAGUAGCAUGUGUACUUGUUCCUUGCUGAAGAUUUUGUCUCAUAUUGGACCUCGGUUGGAGUCAGAACUUGAACAGACAAAGUUCUAUGAGUCUGCCUUUCUGCAUUUAAUGCCGUUGUGUACGAAUCAUCACUUCAACACACGAAUUUAUGCUCAUGCCACAAGUUGUAAAAUGUUGAAACAAUGCGAAUCCCUUCAACUGAAUCAUACCAUAAGUAAAUUUUCUCUUUUGGAAGGAUGUCUUCAAUUCACUGAUGACAGUAAUGCAACGAAGAACACAAUAAAGCUAAUGGAAUCUUAUUUUAUGGCAGUGUUUGAUCCAAUCAGAGAUUUUAGCAUUGAAACUAUAUUUCAUCUUUUACCUAAGCUGACUGGAUUAAAUGAGGAAGAAUGGAUUUUACCACAAAUGUUCAGUCAAACAGAUCCUGCUUGGUCUGAUCCUACAGAAAGCAAAGCAAGGCUACUACCUCUCUAUAAUGAAGACAGAGCUUUGAGCCAGUGCAAGUCAGAACCCUGGAAAGUGAAAAUUUCUCAUGCCCCUGUGUUGCCAAAUGAGGAAUCAUCUACAGAAGGCCUAGAUUUUCAGAAGAAAAUAAUGCCUUGGCGAUUAAUGACCCCAGAUGUUUUAAAUGAGGAACAGCAAGAUUUCUUAGAAAAGAAGACCAAUGUAAGCCAGUUGGUAUUGGUAACCUCACUUAUCAACAAAGUUCCAAAUUUAGGAGGUCUUUGUCGAACAGCUGAGGUGUUUGGUAUAUCAGAAUUUGUGAUAGGAAGUUUGAGACAUCUUGUUGAUAAGAAUUUCCAGUCUUUAAGUGUUACUGCUGAAAAAUGGAUACCAAUGAAAGAGGUAGGUAACUUUAAGAAACACUUGCCCAAGGUGCCGCACAGUGGGACUGAACCUGAAACCACAUGGUUGUAAAGCAAGCUUCUUAACCACACAGCUAUGUCUAAUGCAAUGUUUUGUUUGUUUUUUAGAAAUGAACGCGAAGGCAUUCCAGCUAACCUAAUCCCCCUCUUGGAUGUGUGUGUUGAGAUUCCACAACAAGGAAUUGUCCGUUCUCUCAAUGUUCACGUAAGCGGAGCAAUACUGAUGUGGGAAUAUACACGUCAACUUUACAGCUCAGGUGUCAUUAACUGAACAUGGAGAUCCAUUGAUGCAGAUGAAUUCAAUAUCCAUUGAUAUCCAGAUGUAAAUUAUUAAUAAAAUUGCUGAUUAUAUUGAAAGAGAAUAAA